This is a messenger RNA of Sipha flava (yellow sugarcane aphid), 3122 nucleotides long. RefSeq names its product egalitarian protein homolog (gene egl). Gene Ontology annotation, biological process: nucleobase-containing compound metabolic process. The transcript has 7 exons. Bases 451 to 2637 code for a protein of 728 amino acids. The record is from RefSeq and is a predicted model, not a curated record. Gene Ontology annotation, molecular function: 3'-5' exonuclease activity; nucleic acid binding. Lineage: Eukaryota; Metazoa; Arthropoda; Insecta; Hemiptera; Aphididae.
GUGUCAGUACUCCGUAUUUCGGUACGUCGGCAGGUGCGCGUGUACAAACGCGAACUGUUUUUUUUUUUUUCGUUUGCAUUAUUUUUUUAUUUUCGUUUCACACCUCCUCAGUCGCAUUCUCUCUCUUGUAGACCAUGGACCGUCAGCUCUACGGACCGGAGCUGAUCGGCAGCAAGGACCGUCGAAAAAUCCGGUAACGUCAAGGCACAACAACACCGACAGCAACUGACCAACUCUGACUGUGCUUACCGACAGCAAAACAAAUAACAAUACUCACCUCUAUCGCUUAUUCCCAACUACCUACGUACACAACAUUAUUUGCCACUCUAGGAUUUUCGCUGAUUCUCGUCACCGCAACCGCCACGGCCAUCAGAGUCCGCGCCCGUCAACACCCUCCACCGCGAAGCGCGCGGUAAACGCUUACCGAAGAAGAUACGGAACAACGGAACAAUGGACAGCUCUGAAUAUGAAUCGGUGAGAAAUCAAACGCUGCUGUUUUUCUUCGAGAAACUGGUCGACAAGGGUACGCCGCGAUCCUUGCAUGACCUCAGUUGUCAGUUCGGCUCCAAAGGGUUUACCAAGGAAAUGAGACAGAUCGCCGGCGGUUCGCAGUCAGGCUUAAAAAAGUUCCUGUCUCAACACCCGUCGUUGUUCACUUUGAACGGAGACCUGGUCGCUGCUUCUCAGAUUGUUGCACCGGUACAAGCCGAUACCAACUACAACCACCGGGCAGUCGAGUAUUUUAAUGAUAAACUAUUGAAGUACGGAGUUGGAACCGAAGUGCCGAUUCGAUGCUUACUUGGACACCGCUCUCAAGCGCCACCUGAGAUUCGUCUGAUAUCUGGUUUGCACAUUAAAGAGUUCAGAGAUUUUUUGUUGAAGUAUCCCGAAGUGUUCACCGUUGGUGAAGACACUGUUAUACUUACCAAAUAUGCAGGAUUAGAGCGUAAAAUGUAUGAUGACAGCAGCGAAGUACGUGAAGAAAAAAUCGAUCCAGAAAUUACAAAACGUCUCCUAGUAUUUUGUGUACAAUGUUUGGAAUGCAAAGGGCCGAUGUUAACUGAUCAACUGUUUCAUAGUAUUUCUUUGCGUUUCACAGAAAAUACCUGGUCUCCAAUAUUCAAAACUCCAUCAGAUUUAUUUACAUUCUUAAAAAUGCAUCCGGAUCAGUUUAACACACAAUCCGAUUUGAUAACAUUAGCUAAAAAUGGUCCUAAACCAGAAGCCAAAAUUAUUCGAACUCCGAUAGAAGUUGUACCAUUAACUCCUCCCAUGUCACCACCUCUUCCUAAACCAGUAAAAAAUCAGUCUCUUAAACAACGAAUUAAUAGUUUAGUCAUGAAAACAAUCGCUGAAAAUACUGAAAGAAAUAACAAAGCACCAAAUGGUUAUGAUGAUGUUGACGCAUGGAAAGGAAAAGUGUUAAAUAAUGUCAAAGCAAUUGUAAUAAGCAUUAAAGAAUGCUCUAAUAUUGUUGAUAAAAUUUUAUCACGGAAAUUACCUAUUGGUAUAGAUUUUGAAGGAGUAUGUAUUGGAGCCAAUGGUCAAUUAAGUUUAAUGCAAAUAGUAAACGAAGAUGGAUCAUGUUUUAUAUUUGAUUUAAUAGCUUGUCCAUUAUUAAUUAAAAACGGUGGACUACAAACUUUAUUAGAAAGUGAAGAAGUACUUAAGGUGAUCAAUGAUUGUCGAAACGAAAGUUUAAACCUGUACAACCAGUUUGGCAUUGCAAUGAAAAAUGUGUUCGAUAUUCAAGCUGCUAUAGCUGUGAUUCAAUUUCAAGAAACUGGACAACCCGUCUAUAAGGCAAAAAAUUGUAGUCUUAAUACUAUAUGUGAAAAAUAUGGUUUGCCUAUAAAUCCAUCUAGAGACCAGCUAAGAACUCUAAAUAAAAAAGAUCAGAGGUAUUGGCUACGAAGGCCAUUAUCUAGGGAUAUGCUUGCUUAUGCUGCUAGUGAUGUACUAACUCUUAUGCCUCAAUUAUAUAAAACUUUAUCUACUCAAAUUCAUCCGUCCAAUACUAAAUUGCUAGAAGAGUUAUGUGAAGAACAAGCAUUUUUAUUUAUAGUACCUGAUAAUGUGCAAAAACGUAAGCACCAGCGUAAAAUUGAUAAUGAGUUGCAAGUUCUCAAGGAUAAAUUAUCUUCUGAUAAUGGAAAGAAUGUUGUUCUUAGUAACAGAGAAUUGAGAUUAUUAAGACAUUUAGAAUUAACUGAUGAAGAUAAAGAAAAAUUAAAAGGAUCUAUGAAAGUUGCCAAAAAAUUGGAAAAAAUGGAAGGAAAAAAUAUGAAAAGCAAUGGAGAAGAUGGUGAUUCUAAUGAGUUUUUAAGUUUAGACAGCAACAUAAGUGGGAAGUCAACAUCAUCAGAUAAUUCAGCAUCAGGUGAGUUCCAAUCGACUGCAUCUGAACAACCACCAAGCUUAACCGAAUCUAUGCAAAUGAUGGAUGAUGUUUUGUCUGAUAAGCUGAUGGAUCGUUUAGAUAAAAUUGAACGUCUGGAAUCAUUGUUGACAAUGGCUAUGGAUGCUGAAUCAGAACAAACAGAUAGUUUAGAUGUUUCACCUUUAGGUUGCAAGUGCACGUGCCAUUUAUUUGCUAAUGAUACUGUAGAAAUGUCAACACAAACUGAACCCAUAUAGUACAUUGUUGGGAAUGAAAAAAAUACCUGGGGUUUAUGAAAUUGUGUAAUCUGCCAUGGCUUGUAUGCCCUAAUGUUUUUACAACCAGGUUUCAAAUUGCUUUUCAUUAAUUUAAAAAAAAAAAAAAAAAGCUUUAUUUAGAAAAUCUGAGUUUGUACAUAUAUAUAUGAUAUCUAUUGAGAAACUAAUUAACAGGGUUGAGUCUGUACAAUAUCCGUCCAUAAUAUUAUUAUACCUGCUAUAUAUAGUGUAAUGAUAUAGCAGAGUUUAUAUAUAAUACUUGAAAUUUGGCAGCAUUAAAGAAAACCGCAAGGCGGUUAGACUGAUAAAUACUAUAUUUUUAUUAAGUCCGCGUUAGCGUUCCAAUGUGCCUUUGUAGAUGUUAGAUAAAUUAAUUUAUAGUUGAAUUUGUUUGCUCAAACAGUAUUAACCGAUACGAUAGUAGUGCGUAGCGAAGUUCAUAUUCAAAAAUCAGAAAUGUUCAA